Amoebophrya sp. A120 is the source of this 501-nucleotide messenger RNA. NCBI's taxonomy places the organism in Eukaryota, Dinophyceae, Syndiniales, Amoebophryaceae. The record is from the annotation of a GenBank genome assembly.
CUGGUGGUGUUUGGGUCCUCUGGAACAAUGCAACUUGUUGUGACACUGCUUUUUGAUUCUGAAAAAAUGAGCUGUACUGCCUGAGCUGCAGUCAGUGGAGCCCACUACUUUUUGCUACGCGGAGAGCGCACUUCUCAUGUUGUGGGAUACUAGGCAUCAAGAACCAUUCAGAAAAUGAUCUGUGAUGAUGCGGGGGCAUACAUCCAGACCCAGACAAACAGGGGCACUCUUCCAGGAGACCCAGACACGUUUGCAGUGGAUACGUCCUCGUCCACACCAAUUGUUUCCCCGCGAUAAGGAUGAUCGCGAGCCGGUCGAUGAACGUGAUGAAGAUGAAUCCGAUUGAAAUGAGUUAGUAUCGAUAAGUCAGGAACUGCUUCCGAGAAAAUAAUUGAAAAAACCUCGUGUAAAAUGAAAGAAUCAUCAAAAGUCCUGUCUUAAAUAAAAACAACAGAGGACCUUCUUCAAGCUGCUGACUGCACUGCUUUACCGUCAUCGUAG